AUGAGAGAAGUUAUUAGCGUCAACGUCGGUCAAGCUGGUUGUCAAAUUGGUAACGCUUGUUGGGAGCUUUACUCUCUAGAACACGGAAUAAGACCCGAUGGUUAUCUAGAAGAGGGUCUGACAAAACCCAGAGGGGGCGAAGAAGGAUUUUCGACCUUUUUUAAUGAAACAGGUUCAGGCAAGUUCGUGCCUCGUGCCGUAUACGUCGAUUUGGAGCCAAAUGUGAUCGACGAGGUACGUACUGGUCCCUAUAGGGAUUUGUUUCACCCAGAGCAGCUCAUUAGCGGUAAGGAAGAUGCGGCCAACAAUUAUGCUCGUGGCCACUACACUGUUGGAAGAGAACUAUUAGAUGACAUUCUCGAUAGAAUCCGUAAAAUCUCGGACCAAUGCGAUGGGCUCCAAGGGUUUCUUUUCACGCACUCGUUGGGUGGUGGUACUGGUUCGGGUUUAGGCUCUCUACUGCUCGAGCAAUUGUCUAUUGACUAUGGUAAAAAAUCCAAACUUGAGUUCGCGGUCUACCCUGCCCCACAAGUAUCCACGUCUGUAGUUGAGCCCUACAAUACUGUGCUAACAACACACACCACCCUGGAGCACGCCGACUGUACAUUCAUGGUCGACAACGAAGCAAUCUACGAAAUGUGCAAGAAGAAUCUAGACAUCUCUAGACCUAGUUUCUCGAACUUGAACAACUUGAUUGCUCAAGUGGUCUCUUCUGUUACUGCUUCGUUGAGAUUUGACGGGUCUUUGAAUGUAGAUUUGAAUGAAUUCCAGACCAAUUUGGUUCCAUACCCAAGAAUUCAUUUCCCAUUGGUAUCCUACGCACCUAUCUUAUCCAAAAGCAAAGCUCAUCAUGAAUCAAACGCUGUGUCUGAGAUCACGAACGCAUGCUUCGAACCGGGCAACCAAAUGGUCAAGUGUGACCCAAGAUCUGGUAAAUACAUGGCCACUUGUUUGCUGUAUAGAGGUGAUGUGGUGACUAGAGAUGUUCAAAAUGCGGUUGCUCAGGUUAAAAAUAAGAGAACUGUUCAGUUAGUCGACUGGUGUCCUACAGGUUUCAAGAUCGGGAUUUGUUAUGAACCCCCUACUGCCACCCCACAAUCACAGUUAGCCUCGGUCAAGAGAGCCGUGUGCAUGUUAUCUAAUACCACAGCCAUCGCCGACGCAUGGAAACGAAUUGACAGAAAAUUCGAUUUAAUGUACGCUAAGCGUGCAUUUGUACACUGGUACGUCGGAGAAGGUAUGGAGGAAGGUGAGUUUACAGAAGCUAGGGAAGACUUGGCUGCGCUAGAGAGGGAUUACAUCGAAGUUGGUGCUGACUCUUAUGCCGACGAAGAAGAGUUUUGA
Molecule: messenger RNA, 1344 nt
Organism: Lachancea nothofagi CBS 11611
Lineage: Eukaryota; Fungi; Ascomycota; Saccharomycetes; Saccharomycetales; Saccharomycetaceae
Source: the annotation of a GenBank genome assembly